CCUCUCUCCUAGCAUGUCAGGACAACAGCAGUGGACGCUUCUGGCCGUCAUGGCCCUCCUGGUGCUCACAGUGACAGCAGGCGAAGGGGGGAAAGCUGAGAAACAAGGUGAGAAACGGACAGAAUGGUAGCAGUCAGACAGACAGCUGAUAUAUGGAUGGAGGGGGAUCUCCUAUUACAGUACCUGCUACAAGGUGUGAAUGGUAAUUUGAUGUAAAUCUCAAAUCAGGUCAGAUUUGUGCAUAAAUACACUUUAAGCAGGGGGGAUCACUGUAGACUCACAAUGACAGAUGCAUAUCUCAGUGCUUAUAUAUUUGAAUACUUUGACCUGUCACUGUGGUAGUGUAGCUGUCGCUUGGCCUAAUUGCAGCCCGCAUAAUUAUGUCCCAGACAUGACUGUAGUAUAAGGUUGGUGUGUGUGUGUGUGAUCCUGCAGGGAAGAAGGAGCGUAAGUCGGACUGUGGGGAGUGGCAGUGGAGUGUGUGUGUGGCCAACGAGGGGGACUGCGGCCUGGGCACCAGGGAGGGCACACGCACUGGCACCGACUGCAAGCAGACCAUCAAGACCCAGCGCUGCAAGAUCCCCUGUAACUGGAAGAAACAGUUUGGAGGUGUGUGUGUGUGUGUGUGGUCAUGGGGAGUGGAUUCAAAACACAUUUACAAUACAGCACGAAUAUGACUGGUCUAGUGAUUUUAUGUCAUCACACACAAUGCAAAUUUGGUCAUAUUUGUUGUUGUGUAUCCAUGUCAUUUCAAGGGGAAAACAUUCUGCCAUUAAAUGGAGUAGGAUUUUUCAGUUUUGCUUCAAAUUCAGUGUUCAUGUAUGGACAUCCCCAGAGAAUGAUGGCCUGGUUCUGGAAAAAAACAGCCUGGGUAUAUCUCUAAACAGAGCAAUGAGCUACCUGCCACUAUCCCAUGUGUAAAGGACAUCACGCUGCUUGCUUAGUGAGUAUCACUUCCUCCUGAUUCGGCUCAAACCGAGGCUUGAACCCAGGAUCUCUGCUUUGCUAGCACACGUGACCGACCCUCUGAAUUGUCUUACCAGUCGGUGCCACGUGAAAAGCUAGCUAUUUGCUGGCGCAAGUGGGGACACUUCAGGCUGAGGAGUAUGUUUCACACAUCCUCAUGUGCUACACGUGUUCAUAGCCAAAUUAUUGGUACAGAGGCACACGCUUUUAGAGCCCACUGUUUUGAAGAUCCCUGUAGGAUUCCCAGAACAAUGGUCCUGUCAACCCCUCCUCAUCCCACUCCUCUCCCCUCCGCUCCCCUCAGCCGAGUGCCCUGGGAUUUCAGAGCCAGGUGACAGCGGGCCAAGCUUUUCUCUGAGAGGACUGGGGAAACAAGUGUCACAGCCAAGAGGGAGCUACGCCAGAGCCCAACAAAAGGAAGGGAGAGAGGGAUUGAGGGAAGACACACACACACACACACACGCACGAAUGCGGACACACACAUUCUUAUACACAAGAACGGGGCAUGGCUGUCCUUUCCUGGAACAGCCCUGCAUCCUCGGGGGAGGAGUUUAAGGAGGACUCUGAAUAUAAUGUAAAAUAAGAUCCUUAAUGAAAUCCAAUCUGUAGACUGCUUAAAGGUUUUCCUUACAUAAAGAGAAGCAAAGAUAAAGAGAUAGAGUGGAGGCCCUCUUUGAAAGGCAGAGGAUGCCAGACAGUCUGUGUAUGGGAAAGACAGAUGGAAUCUUCAGAGUGGAGAAACUGGAGAAUAAAGGAGAGAAUCCAUACACUGGCUAAAAACACGAUGCACCAGUUGGUGGUUGAUAAAGAAAGUCCUGGGGGUGAGAAUAGUUGGUUCUGGGGUUUUUGAUGAGAAGAUCAGAUUAUUUAAUGGAUAAAGCUCAAAUAAAUCAGACAUUUUAUGAAAGAAAUGCCUUUCCCAGUAAAAGAAAGCAUGUUCCACAACAGCAGCUCUCUGAGCUUGAGGAUCCAGGUCUUAAUUGCUUAUUCUAGGCCGAAAUAUGUAAUUACAUUUAAUUUGCAUUCAAUUUGCUUGAUCAGUUGUAUUCAACCUAUGGCAUGUCUUCUGGGUGCUACAAUCACCAUAAUACAGGCAACCUGGACUCAGGGGCAGAUGUAACAUAGUAAAACAAAUAUCUGGGACGCUCAAAUUAGUAUGAUAUGUUAUGUACUGCAAUUCAUACAAUAUAUUACGAAUUGGCAAUACGCAUGAUAUGUUAUGAAUUCCAAUUUGUUGUGAAUAAUGUUAGCUAGGUGGCUAGGUGGCUAACACUAACAUUAGCGAGGCUAGGGGUUAGGGUUAGAGGAAGGGUUUUCUAACAUGUGAAGUAGUUGCAAAGUAGUUACAAAGUAGUUGCAAAGCUGCUAAUUAGCUGAAAUUGUCUAUGAUGAGAUUCGAACACGCAACCUUUGGGAUCUUAGAUGUUUGCGUUAUACGCCUACCCAUCCACCCCGACCAACCACCCUCCAUUCGUUUUUUGCCUUAAGUAACCUUCUUAUGUAACAAUACCAAACGUAUACUAUGUUACGUCUAGUCUAUGAGACCAGCCUGCUAAAGGGGAGCUUGCGUUACCACUAAUGGGUGACAGAAGCAGAGUGCCAGUAAAUGUUAGUUUUUGUAUCUUAACCUAUACAGGUAUGUCUGUGGCUGUGACAAUCCUGUCAAAUGUUUUGUAUUGUACAUGUGUGUCCGUUGUAACCAUCCCUAUGUAGGUGAAUGCAAGUAUGACUUCCAGGCCUGGGGAGAGUGUGACAUGGCGACGGGGAAGAAGAACCGGACAGGGGUGCUGAAACGCGCUCUCAUGGAUGCCACCUGUCCUAACACAGUGAGCGCCACCAAGCCCUGCGGCAAGAUCCCCAAGACUAAGCUGCAAGGUAGGCUGAGUGGGAGUGUGGGACAUUAUACCAGCAGAGCCAUAGAUUUACAUAUAUAGUACACAUGUCUCUACCAGUACUGUAUAUCCUGAAGGAUUUGAAUGGUAAUCUAAACCACUGCAAAGGGAACACAUGUUUAGUGAAUAUUUAACUGGUGUAGGUACCAGUCAAUAAAUCACUGGGCAAAACGUCUAUAUACAGUACACGGUUGGAGAGGACACAAAACGAAGUCGAAGGAUCCAUUUUAAGCACAAUAGUCAAUACAUUGGAGAGUGAAUCUCCAUAAAUGUGCGGAAGCGUUGGAAACGGAUAUUACUCCCGGUUAAUUAAACAGUCAGAAAAGGACAAUUUUCACCUGCUCCCUUUGUGCUUUAUAUUUAAAGCACGUUGCCACUUUCAGUAAACUUUUGUAAUCCUAUAACCUUGCUAACGUAUAGUAAUUAGCAUAUUAUUUGGCAGUACUUUCACAGCUCACAUCGAUUACAUCCUGCUGAAGAUUCUAAAUCCUCUGAAUGAUUCAUGCUGCGAUAGUGCUAGACUUGUCAGAUAUUCAUAUUUAAUCCAUCUUCACUAUGGUGGAAUUAGCCCCUUCACUGAGCCUAAUAAGUUCAGUGGGAGUGAUUUCUAUAAGUCUCCAACUAGGGCGAACUAAGGUAAAUACAGUGGGGAAAACAAGUAUUUAGUCAGCCACCAAUUGUGCAAGUUCUCCCACUUAAAAAUAUGAGAGAGGCCUGUAAUUUUCAUCAUAGGUACACGUCAACUAUGACAGACAAAUUGAGGAAAAAAUUUCCAGAAAGUCACAUUGUAGGAUUUUUUAUGAAUUUAUUUGCAAAUUAUGGUGGAAAAUAAGUAUUUGGUCACCUACAAACAAGCAAUAUUUCUGGCUCUCACAGACCUGUAACUUCUUCUUUAAGAGGCUCCUCUGUCCUCCACUCAUUACCUGUAUUAAUGGCACCUGUUUGAACUUGUUAUCAGUAUAAAAGACACCUGUCCACAACCUCAAACAGUCACACUCCAAACUCCACUAUGGCCAAGACCAAAGAGCUGUCAAAGGACACCAGAAACAAAAUUGUAGACCUGCACCAGGCUGGGAAGACUGAAUCUGCAAUAGGUAAGCAGCUUGGUUUGAAGAAAUCAACUGUGGGAGCAAUUAUUAGGAAAUGGAAGACAUACAAGACCACUGAUAAUCUCCCUCGAUCUGGGGCUCCACGCAAGAUCUCACCCCGUGGGGUCAAAAUGAUCACAAGAACGGUGAGCAAAAAUCCCAGAACCACACGGGGGGGACCUAGUGAAUGACCUGCAGAGAGCUGGGACCAAAGUAGCUGGGACCAAAGCUGGGAACAAAGCCUACCAUCAGUAACACACUACGCCGCCAGGGACUCAAAUCCUGCAGCGCCAGACGUGUCCCCCUGCUUAAGCCAGUACAUGUCCAGGCCCGUCUGAAGUUUGCUAGAGUGCAUUUGGAUGAUCCAGAAGAGGAUUGGGAGAAUGUCAUAUGGUCAGAUGAAACCAAAAUAGAACUUUUUGGUAAAAACUCAACUCGUCGUGUUUGGAGGACAAAGAAUGCUGAGUUGCAUCCAAAGAACACCAUACCUACUGUGAAGCAUGGGGGUGGAAACAUCAUGCUUUGGGGCUGUUUUUCUGCAAAGGGACCAGGACGACUGAUCCGUGUAAAGGAAAGAAUGAAUGGGGCCAUGUAUCGUGAGAUUUUGAGUGAAAACCUCCUUCCAUCAGCAAGGGCAUUGAAGAUGAAACGUGGCUGGGUCUUUCAGCAUGACAAUGAUCCCAAACACACCGCCCGGGCAACGAAGGAGUGGCUUCGUAAGAAGCAUUUCAAGGUCCUGGAGUGGCCUAGCCAGUCUCCAGAUCUCAACCCCAUAGAAAAUCUUUGGAGGGAGUUGAAAGUCCGUGUUGCCCAGCGACAGCCCCAAAACAUCACUGCUCUAGAGGAGAUCUGCAUGGAGGAAUGGGCCAAAAUAACAGCAACAGUGUGUGAAAACCUUGUGAAGACUUACAGAAAACGUUUGACCUGUGUCAUUGCCAUCAAAGGGUAUAUAACAAAGUAUUGAGAAACUUUUGUUAUUGACCAAAUACUUAUUUUCCACCAUAAUUUGCAAAUAAAUUCAUUAAAAAUCCUACAAUGUGAUUUUCUGGAUUUUUUUUCUUCUAAUUUUGUCUGUCAUAGUUGACGUGCACCUAUGAUGAAAAUUACAGGCCUCUCCCAUCUUUUUAAGUGGGAGAACUUGCACAAUUGGUGGCUGACUAAAUACUUUUCCCCCCACUGUACAAGUAUUGAGCAGUACAAGUAUCAAAAUGUAAUUCUGUAUUCUCUCAGUAACUCCCAGAAGACAUCUGGACUCGUCCAUUUAAAGAAGACAAUUUGAGUCUCUUUCAAUUAUGUAAAGCAGUGAGACUGAGAUGGUCAUAUGAGAUAGUCCAAAUAUAACUACUUAUCACAGAACAUGACAUGGAGGAUUGCAGAUUGUGGUUUUAGUUGGCAAUUCGCCCAACAGACAUUAUAGAUUUCUAAUGUAUUUAGUCUCGAUUCAUUUCACCUCUCUGAUACAAUGAACUAAAUGAGUAUCUUAAUAGAAUAAUGACAUUUUGAUAUAAAUUAAAUUGCAUUUUCAAUAUUUAGGUGAGUCACAGUUAGUCCUGUUUGUCUAACUACUUCAUUCAAUGCGCUGAUGAACACUGGCAUUCAUUAUUCUUCAAACAGUGUUUAACAUAAGAAAUGCAUUUUUUGCUAUUCAGUUUGUUAUAAGAUGUAUACCUCAUGACCAAACUUGAUAAAAUGUUCCAAAAGUAAAUCAGAUUGAUACUUUAGUUCAAUACUCCAUCAUUAAUACAAUGACAGAAUGUUACCAAAAUGUGGAGGCCAACACACAGAUUAUCUAUUUUCCCCACAUAAAGGCUUUAUAAACAACUCCCACUUGUCCGUUAUUUAGCUGAUGACUCCAACUGUUAAAAUGAAUCAAGUGAGAGCAGAAGAUGUUUAAAAAUCAAAUGAAUGUUCCAUGAUGUUGCCAAUAAAGGACUCAUGAGGCUAGUGUGUACAUUAUGUCUAAUCUGACUGCGUUGUGAGAAGUAGGCUACUGUGGUGAUAUGUGGAGAGUGUGAACCUGGAACUGGGUUUGGCAGCAGCCCUGACAGUAAUCUGUUAUAUGAGAGGGUGUGCCAGAACAGAAUCUCCAGGAGUGAUGGGACAAGCACCUCUUUGUGUUUUAGGCAGGCGGCUAACAGUUAAGACAGUUUUCCUGCUCGAGGACAGAGAAAAACACGCACUCCUGUCAAUCUGAUUGGGAUUUUGGGUUCAAUUAAAGUUUCCCUCGCAUCCUAAUAACCUGGGAGUUAGGGAAAUCAAAAGGGUAAAAAGCUGGUAAAACAAAUCUCACUGUGAAGGGAAAAAACAUGUCAGAUUGACAGUGGAGUGGAACCCCUGGUUUGGGUAAUGGUUCUCGAAAAAACGACAAUAUCUUUACACAUUAGCCGAGCAAAGCCUAUUUAGGAUGUCACAUGUAAGGAAUCUGAUCCAAAUUAAAAUCAUAUUUGUGCUGGGGUAUUUCUUCGGCGCACAUGUAUUUCAGUGACAGAAAUAGCAAGAUGACACACAGAAAUAACAUUAUUUCUACAGUGACUAACAUUUCAUCGUAAUCUCUAUACAGUGUGUGUGUGUGUGUGUGUGUGUGUGUGUGUGUGUGUGUGUGUGCGUGCGUGCACAAGCACAUGAGCAGGACUCUAUAGCACUGUAGAAUGAUCAUAUACUCCCAAAUGAAUCCUGUGUGAUGAAGGCCAGUCCGAUUUUACGUCGGGCCUACUGCCCUGGGGAGGGUGAGAACCCACAGCAUGAAAGGAGGAGGAAGGGAUGACAGUGGAGGAGAAGAAUGGAGAGAGUUGAAAAGAGAGACCUGCUAUCUGAGAGUAUGAUUUCCCAUGUCUGCCAGUUGACAGAUAAGCCCUAGUAAGCUAAGGGGUUACUGGGAAACAGAGAGGCUGACAAUGUGUGUGUGUGUGCGUGUGUGUGCUUGCCUCUGUGUGUGUUGGAAGGGGAUUACGGCCAAGCAGAGUCGCAGAGGAGGGAUCAGAGGACUUGUAAUGAACCCCGGCUACAGAGCGAGGGACUAUCUCACUUCCGGCUGGGGCCACCAUAUCCGCCCAGUCAUAUUUGCAAUUCUAAACAGCCACCUUGUCUGCUGCUGCCAGGAGCAAUGGAGAAAACAUCUGUCAGGCCCAUAGUCUUGAGGAGACAAUGCAGCGAGGCAGCGAGGGAGCGAUCUGAGAUUCAGUGUCAGCUUCUCCCUAGUCUGACAUCAGUUAGAGACGGGCCCAACGGAAUGAAACGGAAAGGCCGGAGAACAGAGAGAGACAGAAAUGAAGCAGAAAUGAAACUUUUGGAAUACCUGUAGAAUUCUCCUAUUCUCCUCCCUCCUUACUCAAAAGAAUGAACAGGAGAGCCACAGUGGGGAGCGGAGAAUGACAGAGAUGAUUUUGGGGGAAACAAAAGGCUUUAUAGUUGUUUUGGGGCCGGCGAUGGUUUAUCAUUGCCCUGAGAAGGGCUGUGCUGUUGUGUCUCUGUGUACGAGACAGCCCAUUCAGACACUGAAUUCAGUCUUGUUGCACUGGAUUCUGUUUCACGGAAUCCCGGUUCAAAACAUAUUCUCUCCGAGCCGCUCUGGUUAUUAUGAGUCUGUGUCAAAAGUGCGGUGGCAGAAAUGAGAAUGGCGAGAGUACACAGUAAUGUGCCUAUGCAGCAGAAAGCACUCCGGCAUGGUGAGAGCUCCAAUCUCACAGACGGGGCUCUCAGAGAGAAUGUGUUUCUCUCUGUCUCCCUAGGGAGCCAAAUGUGCUGACAAAGACACGGGCAAAAACACAGUUAAACAAAUGGAGAGAGGAGCAGUUUCCUGUGUAUUUGAAUGAACACCCACAUCCCAAUCUCCAAACUUACAGAACUCUCUUGGCUUGAAUGAACACCCACAUCCCAAUCUCCAAACUUAAAGAACUCUCUUGGCUUUAUGAACACCCACAUCCCAAUCUCCAAACUUACAGAACUCUCUUGGAUUGUCCGCAAUAUGAUUGCAAUACGUGUGCUUAUGAGAAAUGUAUAGAUUAGAUACCAGGUCCCUGGAGCAUUGACGUCAGCAUUAUAUUUGAGGAGGAUUCUAGUGAUUGAACACUCAUUAUGCAUGUUAGUGGCACAGGAAACAUCUGGUAGGCCAUCAUCAAUCAGUUAGACACUUGCGAUUCAUGAGUCAUCUCUAGGUUUGUGCAUUGGCCUGAUGCAUAUCUGCCCUUACAACGGGUUCAUUUAUGCCCACUUAUUCAUGAUUUGUCAAUUCUAUACAAGCAAGUAAUCCUUAAAUAUGUAUUUACCGAUGGAUUGCAUGUUUAUGUUUAUCAGGGAUAAAAGAUUAGCAUCUGGGUGAUUUACAAUACUUUAGAUUAUGAUUAUCAACACAUCCUUCACAUUAAUGCUCCAAUGCUGAUCGGAUGUUUCACAUAGAUUAUUAAAGGGCAUGUAAAGGAUAAGCAAAUGAUUACUCAAUGUUUACAUGACUUUGUUAAUGUUUAAUGCUGUCAUGAAUGGCUUAUUGUACUGUUUAUGAGUUGGGUCGGUACUGUAUAUUGGCUAAUGCUGCAUUGGCGGUGAAUAGAUCGAUUAAUGUGUUGUAAAUUCAAAUCCAGUUUGAAUCAUUCUAAUAUUUUGCAGUGGAGCAGUAACAUACAGUAGUAUUCAUGAGUGUUUUCUAAAAGUUUUAUGUUGAGGAAGUUUUUUCUGAUUAGCUGGAGAGGGUGCCAAGGCUUUCAUCAACAAAGUGAUGUGGGAGGAUCUUAAACAAGUGGCAAGUGGGAACUUGCUUUAGAUCAGGUACAGAGACGAAACAAACAGGUGUUGAUUAGCCAGUUGACAUCUACAUCUGUUCCCGCCCACCAACAACAUCCCACCGUGUCAUCUACAAUGAUAGGAGCUCCGGGGGGAAAGAGACUUUAGGAGAUGAGUCGUGCCUUUUCCUUGUUGUUUAUUUUCCCCCUCACUCUCUUCUAAACACAGACAGGCAGACAGACACAGCUAGACAGACAGGCAGGCAGACAGAUAGACACAGACAGGCAGACAGACACAGACAGACAGACACAGGCAGACAAGCAGACAGACAGACAGCCAGAUAUGCAGACAGACAGAUAGAUAGAUAAUGUAGAUAGAUAGACAGACCGCAGAAUAUGUAGAGGGGGAGGUUAUGUUGCACCUGCUCAUCAGACCAGAGGGAGGGGUGGUCUGGACUGUGGUUCCUGUCACGGUUGCAAGGUACCAAAGCCGCUCUUGUGGGAUGAUGAUAAAGCACUUUUCAUAUUUGUCCACAUGCACAGUAAACCUGCACUCCUCAGGCCAUUAACAACACACCCAGGGAAUGAGUGAGAGAGACAGGAGCUUGAAGUGGAGUGCCAGUUAAGGCCCAUACUUAAACAAUUAUCAAAAUAUAUUCCCUGUUUGAAGACCAAUGACAAGUUCCACUAAAACCCAAAUGGUUGAUGAUACCUGAAAAACUGUCAAAUUCACUUUUCAUGGAAGACUGUCUGAAAGGCAGAUUAUGAUCUUCAAAAACCUUCUGACUGCAGGGUAACUGACAGUAUGGAUGUAGAUUCUAACCCGAUGCUCACCUGUUCUUGCAGACGCCAAGAAGCCGAAGCGGGAGGGGAAGAAGAGGGAGCGCACUCCGAUGGACUAGUGGUGCAUCAUGGGAAGCAGGAAGUGAAAGGUGAUGCUUAUACUGCCCUAUCUCAACAUGUCCUAUUUGUUUGUCCUGUAGGUUUAUAGGGACCUGUAGAAGCUACACAACAAAGAGUUGGAUAGAAGUGAUACAAUUUCUUUCUUUCCUAAUUUCUCAUAGGAAAAUCUUGUAGGGGACUUAAUACUCUGUGUGAAUAAUGCAAAUUAAGCAUUUCUUACUAAAAUGCUUACCUAAUAACAUUUUGCAGGGCAAUAUUUGGAAAAACAAAAUAAAUUUUUCGUACUACAUAACAUCAUUUUUGUUUGAGGUGACAAAGUUAUUCUCACUCAAAUUAAAAAUCCUUUCUUUCAUGUCUUGAUUUAAAGCAGCUUAAAGUUAAAACCUCAUGCCUUUAUUGGGGUUUUAAAGGUUAUUUUGUUGGUACCCUCAACAGCAAAAUUGCUAACGACUUUUGUAACCAUUUUUGAGGGCAUACAUUAUUAACAAGAAACAUAAGUACUCAUUGAUGUAAAGGAAAUUCCUUUCAAAAGUUAUCUACAGUGAAAGAUGUAAACUAUUGUCAGUUGACUGUAUAAAUUAGCUACUGUACUGUACAUGUGUUAGUGUGUAAGAUAUUGUGUCCAGUAUUAGUUCUUCCUGUUAUUAUACCUCACUUUGUAGUUCCCCUGCUCUCCAGUUGAACUCUGAGUAAAACUGUUAUUGUAGUUUCCAACUGGAGUUGACCUGUCCUAAUUAUCGAUUACAUUAAAAAAAAUAAAGUUUGAAAUUAUGUCCAAAUA
This is a messenger RNA of Coregonus sp. 'balchen', 10345 nucleotides long. NCBI's taxonomy places the organism in Eukaryota, Metazoa, Chordata, Actinopteri, Salmoniformes, Salmonidae. The record is from the annotation of a GenBank genome assembly.